CUAAUUGUCGUCAAAUACCCUAUCCCACAUCCCCUUCUACCCUAGUCAAAGUAUUUGGACUUGCGCCUCGAUCGAGUAGUUACCACGGUUUGUAAUACCCCGGCGUCGGUGCGAGAUCGGAAGGAAUCAGUGAUCAUCGACGACUCCGGUAAGAGUUAAUACGUCUCAAGUUUCUGUUUGAGAAAGAGAAACGUGUACACGUCUUUGUCUAUAUUGAGAAAUGGCGACAAGAGAGGAAUAUGUUUUCAAGGUUUACAACUCGAUGACACAACAGAAGGAGGUGUUUGAGCCCAAAGUGGCGGGCAAGGUGGGCAUGUAUGUCUGUGGUGUCACUACCUAUGACCUCAGCCACCUUGGCCAUGCUCGAGCAGCCUUGUCCUUUGACAUUCUCUACAGAUAUCUCCAACAAUUAGGCUACGAAGUGACUUACAUCCGGAAUUUCACAGAUAUUGAUGACAAGAUAAUCAAUCGAGCAAAGGAGCUUAAUGAAGAUCCAUUAGCAUUAAGCGGCCGCUUUUGUGAUGAAUAUCUUGUUGACAUGGAUGACCUUCAGUGCUUGCAUCCUACACAUCAGCCACGAGUGACUGAACAUAUGGAACAGAUUAUGAAAAUGAUAGACCAGAUUAUCAAUAAAGAUUGUGCAUACGUGGUUGAUGGAGAUGUAUUCUUUGCUGUUGAUAAUUUUCCAAAUUAUGGCCAGCUAUCUGGUCAGAGGCUUGAAAACAACAGAGCCGGCGAACGUGUCGCUGUUGACUCUAGGAAGCGCAAUCCUGCUGACUUUGCAUUGUGGAAGGCAGCAAAGCCUGGUGAGCCAAGUUGGCAAAGCCCUUGGGGUCCUGGAAGACCAGGUUGGCACAUCGAAUGUAGUGCAAUGAGUGCUUAUUAUUUGACCCACACCUUUGAUAUUCAUGGUGGCGGAAUUGAUUUGAUUUUUCCACAUCAUGAGAAUGAGAUUGCCCAGAGCUGUGCUGCAUGCGAGGAAAGCAACGUGAGUUAUUGGAUGCAUAAUGGUCAUGUCACAAACAACAAUGAGAAAAUGUCAAAAUCAUUGGGUAACUUCUUCACCAUUCGUCAGAUUACCGAAAGGUACCAUCCCCUGGCUUUGAGACACUUCUUGAUAAGUGUACACUAUCGUUCUCCUCUCAAUUUUUCAGUUCCGCAACUCGAAAGUGCAUCUGAGGCUGUUUUCUACAUUUAUCAGACUCUGCAAGAUUGCGAAGAUGCCUUACUACCAUUUAAAGAAGAGUUCAAGGAGGGUGCGGAACAAAAGGGCAAAACGGCCCGGGCUAAUGAUGAUGCCCAAAAAUGCAUUAAUAAGCUGCGUGAUGAGUUCCAGACUAAGAUGUCAGAUGAUUUGAACACUUCCCCUAUACUGACUGGUGCUUUUCUAGAUGCCUUGAAGUGCAUAAACAGUUCUUUAAAUAUGCUCAAGAAGAAGCUACAGAAGCAACAAAAAUCGAUACAUAUUCAAUCUCUCGUUCAAUUAGAGAAAGAGGCGAAGGAAGUUUUGGAAAUUCUGGGAAUGCUGCCACCUUGCACCUAUGCUCAGGUUUUGAUGCAGUUAAAAGACAAGGCAUUGAAGAGAGCAGGUUUAGUGGAAGAAGAUAUCUCUGGCUUCAUAGAAGAGAGAGCAGUUGCUAGGAAAAAUAAAGAUUUUUCAAGGAGUGAUCAAAUUCGUGCUGAUUUGACUGUCAAGGGUAUUGCCCUCAUGGACCUCGGAAACGAGACAAUUUGGAGACCAUGUGUUCCUGUUCAACAGGAUCAGGAGCAACCACAUGUAGCAGGCAGGUGAUGAUGGUUAACGAUCCGAAUGUUUCACACAAUACUAGAGGUAGUGAGAAAAUUUCUAAUCCUCGAUGACUAAGUUUCGCUUUCAGGUUUGUUAUGUUAAACCAUUUGAGAUGCAAUUAAUGGAUUGUUUAUACAAAUUUUGGGCAAAAUACCCAUCUUUGGAGUUUGUACCCAUUGAAGAAUUCACUGUUUUCUCUUAAAUUAAGUUAAAGACAUUUAAAUGUAAUUCUGCACCAGUAAUGUUUUCACAGCAGUUCUAUCA
Messenger RNA from Tripterygium wilfordii, 2053 nucleotides. Its product is annotated as cysteine--tRNA ligase 2, cytoplasmic-like. The record is from RefSeq and is a predicted model, not a curated record. Lineage: Eukaryota; Viridiplantae; Streptophyta; Magnoliopsida; Celastrales; Celastraceae. The transcript has 10 exons. Gene Ontology annotation, molecular function: ATP binding; cysteine-tRNA ligase activity. Gene Ontology annotation, biological process: cysteinyl-tRNA aminoacylation. Gene Ontology annotation, cellular component: cytoplasm. The coding region runs from base 221 to 1792 and encodes 523 amino acids.